Nelumbo nucifera (sacred lotus) is the source of this 862-nucleotide messenger RNA. The record is from RefSeq and is a predicted model, not a curated record. NCBI's taxonomy places the organism in Eukaryota, Viridiplantae, Streptophyta, Magnoliopsida, Proteales, Nelumbonaceae.
GCAGGGUGACAAUCUGUAAUUUACCCUCUUUGCGAACAGAGAGACACGCCACGCUUCCUUUAUGCGACAACCGAGUGAAUUUCUCUGCAUUCUGAAAGGACACCGGAAACCAGGUCCAUCUUUUUUAUGAUCAGAGAUCCGGCAGUAUGACAACUCCUCUACUCAAAGCUGUGACUCUCACACACGUUCGCUACCAAAAGGGCGACCGAUUGGGUCACUUCCUUGCAUGGGUUUCUUUGAUCCCUGUCUUCAUCAGCCUUGGUGGUUUCAUUUCUCAUUUUGUUUUUCGUCGAGAGCUUCAGGGCAUUUUCUUUGCCCUUGGCCUCCUCAUAUCUCAGUUUAUCAACGAAGUCAUUAAAAAAUCGGUUCAGCAGUCUCGGCCCGAGACAUGCAUGCUACUCGAGAUGUGCGAUUCCCACGGCUGGCCCUCCAGUCACUCUCAGUACAUGUUCUUCUUCGCAGUCUACUACACUCUUCUCAUGUACAAAGGAAUUGGGCUCGCCGGCGUGAGGAAGAAGUUCACUGUGGGGUUUAUACCUUGGUCUGUGGCCUUACUCACUAUGUAUUCUAGGGUUUACUUGGGGUACCACACUGUCGCACAGGUCUUUGCCGGUGCCACGCUUGGUAUUGCUCUGGGGGCCUUGUGGUUUUGGGUUGUCAAUUCUAUGCUUAUAUGCUAUUUUCCGGCAAUUGAAGAGAGUACAAUUGGGAGGAUGCUUUAUAUCAAGGAUUCUUCACACAUACCAGAUGUGUUGAAGUUUGAGUAUGACAACGCAAGAGCCGCUCGGGAGAAAUUGGCCUGCAAGUGUGCAACAGAUUAAAAAAUCUCAACCAUGCUGGUAAGCUUUACUCUGUUUAUGUU